This is a messenger RNA of Salmo salar (Atlantic salmon), 2123 nucleotides long. RefSeq names its product guanine nucleotide binding protein (G protein), alpha inhibiting activity polypeptide 3. NCBI's taxonomy places the organism in Eukaryota, Metazoa, Chordata, Actinopteri, Salmoniformes, Salmonidae. Gene Ontology annotation, biological process: G protein-coupled dopamine receptor signaling pathway; adenylate cyclase-modulating G protein-coupled receptor signaling pathway. Gene Ontology annotation, molecular function: GTP binding; G protein-coupled receptor binding; G-protein beta/gamma-subunit complex binding. The record is from RefSeq and is marked provisional. Gene Ontology annotation, cellular component: cytoplasm; heterotrimeric G-protein complex.
UUGACAGACACAACAGUACAACUUUGUAGUUAGAAUUAGAAUGUCAUUCUGUCUUUUUUACUGAACGUUUUUUCCAUUUGGAUAACUUGUCAAAAGCCAGGUAGCUUUCCAGCUUUACAUUAUCAUAGUAUUUAGGAUUUACCUGUUGGGAUCAAAAUGGGUUGCACACUAAGUGCCGAAGAUAAAGCUGCCAUGGAGAGGAGUAAAAUCAUUGAUCGGAAUCUGAGAGAAUCAGGCGAAAAGGCUUCAAGUGAAGUCAAGUUGUUGCUUCUAGGUGCUGGGGAGUCUGGGAAGAGCACCGUUGUAAAGCAGAUGAAAAUCAUCCAUGAGGAUGGCUACACACAGGAGGAGUGUAGCCAGUACAGGGUUGUGGUUUACAGCAACACCAUCCAGUCCAUCAUCGCCAUCAUCCGAGCCAUGGGCAGGCUCGCCAUUGACUUUGGGGACACAGCAAGAUCAGAUGAUGCCCGCCAGCUCUUUACCUUGGCCAGCUCAGCAGAGGAAGGGGUCAUGACCCCUGAACUGGCUGGGGUCAUCAAGAGGUUAUGGCAGGAUGGAGGGGUCCAGAUUUGCUUUGGCAGGUCCAGAGAGUACCAGCUCAACGACUCAGCCUCAUAUUACCUGAAUGACUUGGACAGGAUAUCCCAGCAGAACUAUGUGCCCACGCAGCAGGAUGUUCUGCGGACAAGAGUCAAGACCACCGGCAUCGUGGAGACACACUUCACAUUCAAGGACCUCUACUUCAAGAUGUUUGAUGUGGGGGGUCAGAGGUCAGAGAGGAAGAAGUGGAUCCACUGCUUUGAGGGAGUCACAGCUAUCAUCUUCUGUGUGGCGCUCAGUGACUAUGACCUGGUGCUGGCUGAGGAUGAGGAGAUGAACCGUAUGCAUGAGAGCAUGAAGCUUUUUGACUCCAUCUGCAACAACAAGUGGUUCACGGGCACCUCCAUCAUCCUCUUUCUCAACAAGAAGGAUCUGUUUGAGGACAAGAUCCAGAAGAGCCCGCUCACUAUCUGCUACCCAGAGUACUCAGGUCCAAACGCAUACAAAGAGGCGUCAACUUACAUUCAGUGUCAGUUUGAAGACUUGAACAAGCGGAAGGAUACAAAGGAGAUCUACACCCAUUUCACUUGUGCUACUGACACUAAGAACGUGCAGUUUGUCUUUGACGCUGUCACUGACGUCAUUAUCAAAGCCAGCCUGAAGGAGGUUGGCUUGUACUGAGACUCCUGCAACAUCUGUCUGUCAUCAUAGGGGCGGGAGUGUGUUGGAAUCUUCUCACGCAUUUACAAGUGGGAAUCGCUCAUUGCCAUUGACAGUCCACAUCUAUGAUUGGCUAUUGGAAAGGUUCAGUGUUUCAACUGCAGAAGUAGGCUGCAGAGUACAUAGGGGUUGUUAGACCAUAUACUGUUGCCAUAAUGUAUGAUGAAUCCUUGGAUAUUUCAAGACAAGAUUACAUAGGCCACUUAUGUGCUUUUGCCUUUCUAUACUGUUGUUGUGGAUUCAUGGCUAUGGACUUACAACUUAAAAAGUGAGUUUGUUAUUGCCAAAUUUCGGUCAAACAUUCUGCACUUAGGCUUUCAGCGUUCACUUUAAAGGGUUAAAAGGUAUUAAUUACAUAUUAAAUGUUGAAUAGGAUAUCAACUAUUAUGCAUUUUCUGAGUUUUGAUAACUGUCUUUAUAACUAAGUCUUUCUUACAGUAUAAAUGGUCAUGGCCUUGUACACUAGUGUUAAGUAUUUUUAAAAAAUACUUAUCUCUUGGUAAUGUUAAUAUGCUGAAUUCUUAUUUUAAUUCAUCACUAUUCAGAUCGUUACAUAACACUUAAGUAGUUUACUGGCUGUAAACCAACUAUAUGAGAUUAUUUUUCAAAUGAUAUCACUUGAUGUUUUAAACCACUUUUAAAGAAUGCGUUUUUGUAAUGGUUGCUUGACUUGGAUUAUGUUGCCUAUUUGCUUUGGAGUAUCUUUGUAUAUAACUAUUUGUAUAAAGAUUAUGGCCUUUCACUUAGUGGCCUUAUUAGAAACUAUAAGUAUUUGCCAUUGAAAUGCUCCUUUUUAUGUUAAUCACAUUGCCAUUUGGACAUUUACAUGAAUGUUCCUUUGAUUAAAUUGAAUGUGUGCCAAA